CUCUAGGCCACUUCCUUUAAAUUCAUAGGACGACCCUUAUACCUUGUGUGCCUCAAUAAGCCAAACAAAACCCUUCAUUAAUAGUUGAUAGUCUUCAUAUUUUAUUUCCAAAAAAUGGUUUCGGGAGAAGGAUUCAUUGUGAGUGUGAGCAAGGUGGAGGUGGUGGCACCAGAGCUUCCAAUGCAAGAGCACUGGCUCCCACUAUCUAACCUUGAUCUUCUCAUUCCCCCACUCGACUUUAGUGUCUUCAUUUGCUACAAAAAUCCUUCGUCAAUGUCCUUUCCUUCCAUGGUAGGGUCCCUCAAAAAUGCCUUGGCUCAGGCUCUAGUUUACUACUACCCUCUUGCGGGUGAAGUGGUGACCAACUCCACGGGUGAGCCUGAACUGUUUUGCAGUAACCGCGGUGUAGAUUUUGUCGAAGCUGUGGCUGACGUGGAACUACACCGUCUCAACAUGUACAACCCAGAUGACACCAUUGAAGGGAAGCUUGUGCCCAAAAAGAAGCAUGGUGUCCUCGCUGUUCAGGCAACUGGUCUCAAGUGUGGGAGUUUAGUAGUGGCAUGUGCUCUGGACCAUCGCAUAGGUGACGCCUAUUCUGCGAACAUGUUCCUCGUAUCAUGGGCCGAGAUAGCCCAGCCCAACAAGCCCAUAAUCUCGGCCCAUCCUUGUUUCCGACGGUCCCUUCUCUUCCCACGACGCCCACCUUCCAUUGACCACCCUUCACUUCAUGACAUGUACGCUCCCAUGGCUGCACUACCUCCUCCUAAGUUCGGAGUUCAAUCUGAACCACUCAUUAGUCGCAUAUACUACGUCACAAGCGACCACCUGAACCGCAUGCAGGCGCUCGCUAGCUCAAACGGUGUGAAGCGCACAAGGCUCCAGUCUUUCUCCGCCUUCUUGUGGAAGACGGUUGCUGAAGCUGCUGCUGCUGGUGUUGAUGGUCAGAGAAAGGUUGUUGCGAAGAUGGGUGUUGUGGUUGAUGGAAGGAAGAGACUGAGCAAUGGCGACAAGAACAUGGGUUCGUAUUUCGGUAACGUGCUUUCAAUCCCCUACGGUGGGAAACAGGUGGAGGAGCUUGUUGAAAAGCCGUUGAGUUGGGUGGCGGAGAAAGUUCACGAGUUUUUGGAGAUGGGUGUGACAGAGGAGCAUUUUUUGGGACUUGUUGAUUGGGUGGAGGCACACCGACCUGUCCCUGGGGUUGCUAGGAUCUAUUGUGGCCAUGAAAAUGAAGAGGGACCUCGUUUUGUGGUUUCUUCUGGACAAAGGUUCCCUGUGUCAAAGGUUGACUUUGGGUGGGGGAAGCCUGUGUUUGCAUCGUACCAUUUUCCAUGGGGUGGAGAUGCUGGUUACGUCAUGCCAAUGCCUUCUCCUAUUGGGAAUGGUGAUUGGUUAGUUUAUAUGCACCUUUUUGAGGGUCUUUUGAGUUUCAUGGAGUCUAAGGAUCCUCAGGUUUUUAAACCAUUCUCUUGGGAUUACGUCCUUAGUCGUCAUUGACUUCACGUACUUGUUUAUAUCUCAUUCUUCAUUGCCUGGUUAAUUAUAAUUAUGCAGCUUGUUGAUUUGUUAAAGGCUGUGGGGUGAAUUCUAAUAUAUCCAUGUUGAAUGAUGUGAGAUGUUAAUUAGCUUUUGUUUAUUGUUCCUUGUAUUCUUGCCCAUUUUCAUGUAUUUUU
Molecule: messenger RNA, 1670 nt
Organism: Cajanus cajan (pigeon pea)
Lineage: Eukaryota; Viridiplantae; Streptophyta; Magnoliopsida; Fabales; Fabaceae
Product: coniferyl alcohol acyltransferase
Molecular function (GO): acyltransferase activity, transferring groups other than amino-acyl groups
Source: RefSeq, a predicted model, not a curated record